GUUAAACCAAAAUUUAUGGACUAGAAGCACUCAGCCUUAUCUCCAAGGGAGCACCUGGUGAAAAAGAAGAGUGGGAGAAUGAAGCUUAACCUGAAGUUGGUGUUGGUUUGGCUCUUUAUCCUCCUUGGCCAUGGAGUGUCUUCGGCGAUUGACUCAACUCCUCCUCCUCCAACUCCGGCGCCAUGGCCGGAGCAGUUUCACGCAGUGCUGUACAUGAACCUCAGCACGGGGCACCUCCAGCUGAGCGACCUCUGGUACGACUGGCCCAAGGGACGCAACGUCAACAUCUUCCUCAAGCAGCUCACAGGGAACCUCUUGUACGACAUCGAGUGGAACAACGGCACCUCCUUCUACUUCACCCACGCCCACUGCCAAAUCACCGACUUCCAAGUCGGCAUUCCCCGCCCCGAUUUCCUCGACGGCGCCGUUUACCUCGGAACGCGCGUCGUCGAUGGCGGCUUCCUCUGCAACCUCUGGGAGAAAGAAGCCUUCAUUUGGUACUACGAAGACGUCGUCACCAAAAUCCCCGUUCGCUGGGAUUUCUAUGAUGGAAUACGAACGCACGUGAUGUCGUUUGAGGUUGGUGAGGUUUUGCCCGAUUCCGUGACUCAGGCGCCUGCCUAUUGUUUCACCGACGGCGAGUCUCUCGACAGAGAAAAAUUCACGAUGCUGGAGAACCCUCUCCCCCAUAAAAUGUUGCCAACUAAAGAAGCGUGGUGAUGAUGUUAAUUGUGAGUGUAAACUAUGAUCCAACCGUAGUGCUAUAGUGGGAAUAAGGAUGUUACUUGGCACAACAUUAGCUGAUAGUUGCUCUAUUGUGCUUGGUAUUAAUUGGUUCUAUACAUUAGAGGAAACUCAUCUUGCUAUUUCAAACUUGAAUUUCUGGAAUUAUUCCACUGCUACAAGUGUUGCCAAUGGCAUCAAAGAUCCCAAAUUAGCAAGAAUAAUCCUUUUCUGGCCCUUUGAUGCGUUUCCCAGACAUUGAGACAGUGUGAAUUUGGAAUCAAAUAAAAGGGGAUUUCCUACGGUGCAAGUUUGUUUUA
Cajanus cajan (pigeon pea) is the source of this 1043-nucleotide messenger RNA. RefSeq lists its product as uncharacterized. Lineage: Eukaryota; Viridiplantae; Streptophyta; Magnoliopsida; Fabales; Fabaceae. The record is from RefSeq and is a predicted model, not a curated record.